UGCUGCGCCGCCCGGCUCGUCUCCUGCAGCUCCGUGGUUUGUAUCUUUCCUGCUCUCAGGCGGAAGAGAUCCUGACAAACGUGGGGUAAUCGACUGAAUGAAUGUCCUUCACAUCAGGAAGGCAGUAGGAUAUUAUUGGCGCCUCCGGAGAAACCCGAGGGAAACGAGGGGCGGAAAUAGCUAACGUAAGCCGUCGGGGUUUGCAAACCCGGCCGGCGCGGGGAGAUUUUUGACCACCUGUGCGUACCCGCCCCACCCGAGAAAUGGGGUCCAGAAGUCAGGGUUGUAGGCCAGAUCUCUAAGCGUCCGCAGUUCUGUAGAAGCCACCGCGCGUGAGGGGUGGGGGUAUCGCUUCGUAAAAAGCAAGGAAACGGAAGUGUAUUGCCGGUGUUUCCUUCGUCUAGGGCUGGAAAGUGGCUCCUUUGGCAGCUUCCAUUGCUCGCGCCUCUGUCUCCGGCUUCCUCUGUUCUGUGCAGCCUAGAGGAGCUGGAGACCAGGGCACGGGAAAACCAUUGAGACCCUGAAGGAGUGCGAUCUUGAUGAGUCUUCCGGUGCCCUUCUUGGUGACUUUGUCUUUUCCUCCUCCCGGCGGGCAGUCCGUUAACUGCCUUCUACGAAGACGCGGGCGGAACCCUCCCGCCCGGCCUGCGGGCGGAGUCCCGUAAACGGUACCGGCUCAGGUACCCGCCAAACGUGCGAGGCAACCCCGGCGUGCUGACCAAUGGCAGCGAGCCUUACUGGGCGGGUAGCCAGCUGUCCCCGUGGCCAAUAGGCGAGAGACUUCUUGUUUCCUGGCAGAGCGGGGUCCCGGCACCGCGGUGCUCCGCUUUGGUUUGGGUCCCGGGUGGAGGGCCCGGGUGCCGGGGCCCAGGUGGCGCCUCGCUAGCGGGAGCGGGAGCGGGAUCACCGGCCCGGAGAGAGCUCUCAGGGCCUGAGUGGGGCAGGAGGAUGCUUUCCCAGCCCCAUCAUGGAGCUGCGCUGUGGGGGAUUGCUGUUCAGUUCUCGCUUUGAUUCAGGGAACCUAGCCCACGUGGAGAAGGUGGACUCUGUGUCUAGUGAUGGGGAAGGAGUGGCAGGUGGGGCAUCAGCCUCCACCAGCAGCAUCGCCUCUUCCCCUGACUAUGAGUUCAACGUGUGGACCCGACCAGACUGUGCUGAAACAGAAUUCGAGAAUGGGAACAGGUCAUGGUUCUACUUCAGUGUCCGGGGAGGCGCUCCAGGGAAACUCAUCAAGAUCAACAUCAUGAACAUGAACAAGCAAAGCAAGCUGUACUCGCAGGGCAUGGCCCCCUUCGUGCGCACACUGCCCACCCGGCCCCGCUGGGAGCGCAUUCGAGACCGGCCCACCUUUGAGAUGACGGAGACGCAGUUUGUGUUAUCCUUUGUUCACCGUUUCGUGGAAGGCCGUGGGGCCACCACCUUCUUCGCCUUCUGCUACCCCUUCUCCUACAGUGACUGCCAAGAUCUGCUCAACCAACUAGACCAGCGCUUUCUGGAGAACCACGCUACCCACACCAGCCCCCUGGACACCAUCUAUUAUCACCGGGAGAUCCUUUGCUAUUCUCUGGAUGGACUUCGUGUCGAUCUGCUAACGAUCAGUUCCUGCCACGGGAUCCGAGAAGAUCGCGAGCCCCGCUUAGAGCAGCUCUUCCCUGAUAGCGGCACUCCGCGCCCGUUCCGUUUCACAGGCAAGAGGAUAUUCUUCUUAAGCAGCAGGGUACACCCCGGGGAGACGCCAUCUAGCUUUGUCUUCAAUGGCUUUCUGGACUUCAUCCUUCGACCCGACGACCCCCGGGCCCAAACUCUGCGUCGCCUCUUUGUCUUUAAGCUGAUUCCCAUGUUGAACCCCGACGGUGUGGUCCGGGGCCACUACCGCACAGACUCGCGUGGAGUGAACCUGAACCGCCAGUACCUGAAGCCCGACGCGGUCCUGCACCCGGCCAUCUACGGGGCCAAAGCUGUGCUCCUCUACCACCAUGUGCACUCCCGCCUGAGCUCCCACGGGCCCUCCGAGCACCAGCACAGUCCCCACCCGCCUCCUGCUGCGCCCCUUUCCGACCUUGAGAAAGCCCCCCAUCUCCAAAAUGAAGCACACGGCGGGUGCGCCUCUGACGGGGACAGCCCCGAGGCCUGGACACAGCCUGAGCAGGCAGAGCAGAAGGCCAGCGCUGUGUGGAUUAUGGCCCAGCAGCCCUCGGAGGCUGGGCCCCCGGCCCCCGACAGCAUCCCCCCCAGAGAGAGUGGCGUCGCUUACUACGUGGACCUGCACGGCCACGCUUCCAAGCGGGGCUGCUUCAUGUACGGAAACAGCUUUAGCGACGAGAACACCCAGGUGGAAAAUAUGCUGUAUCCAAAGCUCAUCUCCUUGAACUCAGCCCACUUUGACUUCCAGGGCUGCAACUUCUCAGAGAAGAACAUGUACGCCCGAGACCGCAGAGACGGCCAGUCCAAAGAGGGGAGCGGCCGGGUGGCAAUCUACAAAGCCUCAGGGAUCAUCCACAGCUACACACUUGAAUGCAACUACAACACUGGACGCUCAGUAAACAGCAUCCCUGCCGCCUGCCAUGACAACGGGCGUGCCAGCCCCCCUCCCCCACCGGCUUUCCCCUCCAGAUACACUGUGGAACUGUUCGAGCAGGUGGGACGAGCCAUGGCCAUCGCAGCUCUGGACAUGGCAGAAUGCAAUCCAUGGCCCCGAAUCGUGCUGUCAGAGCACAGCAGCCUCACAAACCUCCGGGCGUGGAUGCUAAAACAUGUGCGCAGCAGCCGAGGCCUGAGCACCACUGUGAAUGUGGCUGUCAGCAAGAAGAGAGGCUCUCGGACGCCACCCAGAAGUAACAACGGGCUGCCCGUUUCCUGCUCUGAAAACACCUUGAGCCGCGCACGAAGUUUUAGCACUGGCACAAGUGCCGGUGGUAGCAGCAGCAGCCAACAAAAUUCUCCACAGAUGAAGAGCUCCCCCAGCUUUCCUUUUCAUGGCAGUCGGCCUGCAGGGCUGCCAGGCCUGGGCCCUAGCACCCAAAAGGUCAGCCACCGGGUGCUGGGCCCCGUCAGAGAGCCCCGAAGCCAGGACAGGAGACGGCGGCAGCAGCCACUGACCCAUCGCCCUGCUUCGAGCACCCUGGCCCCAUCCCUGGCUCCUGCUCCUUCUCACCUAGCCUCUUCACAGAGCGUGGGCUCCUGCCUGCUGCCCAGCGCACUCAGCAUAUCAGGGAGCAGCUGUCCAUUCCUGUCCUCAGGGGACAAGCCAGAGGCUGUCAUGGUGAUUGGGAAAGGUCUGCUAGGGCCUGGACCUCGGAUCCCCUGUAUCAGGACCCGACUGCAGACCUGCCCGAGGAGAGUUCCCGCCAGGAGGGGUCCCGGAUUCCCCAGGCUAGGCCCAGGUUGGGCCGGGGCUCACCGCCGACUCGCAGAGGGAUGAGAGGCUCUUCGGGCCCCACAUCCCCUAUCCCCCGGACCAGGGAGAGCAGUGAGCCGGAGCCGGGACCCCACUCGACACCACGGUGAGCCCCAGGGUCCCGUCCCUCACCCCACCUCUCACUUCUCCCCCCUCAUUCCCAUUUCUGCCAUUCACCGUCAUUUUCUUCCUUCCCUCUCCCAAAAGACUGAAUGUACUUUCAUUAAGAAUCUAGUCCCUGACUUUUUCCUCAUCAUGCCCACAGUCUUCACUCCAACAGACAAAAGAACAAUUUCUAGUUAGGGCCUAAGGCCCAGGAGCUGGUCGGUUCCAGUAUCAGACCACUGUGCAGUACUCAACCUGCCUAUCCGCCCGCAUCUGGCCUCUCUCGUCCCCCAGCCCCUGGCUAACAGACCAGAGCAGAGCAGAGUUUUCACAACCCUGACUCCUCUCUUUUUUCUGUUGCAGGCUGCCUCAGGCUGGGCCUCCACGGCCCCGCUCUGCCCCUGCCUUUUCUCCUAUUUCCUGUAGUCUGUCUGACUCCCAGUCCCGGAUUUGUUACAGUGGGGGGCCCUUGGGCCAGACUGAGGUUUGUUUUGUUCCUAAAUCUCCCCCACUCACUGUUUCUCCCCGGGUCUGACGUCUUGACGUUCACGCCCAGGAUAGAGCCCCCAAGAUAGGGAACAUAGACAUAUGCGAGUCCCCUUUCUCAGCUGCUGAUUCCAUGUGACAAUUAUAACUCCUCGGAAUGCCAGCCUCACUGUUCUGAGGCACUGCAUCACCUUGAAACAAGACAAAGCAGGGACCUGCCACCCCUUCCCUCCCUCCACAGCACAAGAUUUUGGGACCACACACACACACAAAAAUCUAUAUUUUUAUAUUGGGGGGAGGGAGUAGAAAAGAAAGCAGCCCCUAUACUGGGCCCUACUCAGUGGCAGCUUCUUGUUCCAUAGGGUUAAGGAAGACUUUGAGGAAAUAAAAGUUGUUUGGAAAAAUCCAGGUGUAGUUGCUUUGUAUGCUGUGAUGGUUAGAAGGGAUGAAGUGAAG
This is a messenger RNA of Sus scrofa (pig), 4444 nucleotides long. It is a transcript of the gene AGBL5, whose product is annotated as AGBL carboxypeptidase 5. NCBI's taxonomy places the organism in Eukaryota, Metazoa, Chordata, Mammalia, Artiodactyla, Suidae. The record is from RefSeq and is a predicted model, not a curated record. Gene Ontology annotation, biological process: protein deglutamylation; proteolysis. Gene Ontology annotation, molecular function: zinc ion binding; metallocarboxypeptidase activity.